UCCUCAGUAUGCUCCAAGAUCGUCCAGCUGCUGGGCCAGAACGAGGUGGACUACCGCCAGAAGCAGGUGGUGAUCGUGAGCCAAGACAGCUUCUACCGGGUCCUCACCUCAGAGCAGAAAUCCAAAGCACUCAAAGGCCAGUUCAAUUUUGACCACCCAGAUGCCUUUGACAACGAGCUGAUCGUGAAAACGCUCAAAGAGAUCACGGAAGGGAAGACGGUCCAGAUUCCUGUCUAUGACUUUGUCUCCCACUCCAGGAAAGAGGAGACGGUGACAGUCUACCCUGCUGACGUGGUGCUCUUUGAAGGCAUUCUGGCCUUCUACAGCCAGGAGGUGCGAGAUCUCUUCCGUAUGAAGCUCUUUGUGGACACAGACGCAGACACCCGUCUGUCCCGCAGAGUGCUACGAGACAUCAGCGAGCGAGGCAGAGACCUCGAGCAGAUCUUAUCUCAGUACAUCACCUUCGUCAAGCCUGCCUUCGAGGAGUUCUGUUUGCCAACCAAGAAGUAUGCUGACGUGAUCAUUCCUAGAGGAGCAGAUAAUGAAGUGGCCAUAAACCUGAUAGUGCAGCACAUCCAGGACAUUCUUAACGGAGGACUCAGCAAACGCCAGAGCAACGGCUACCUGAAUGGCUACACCCAGCGCCAGCCCUCAGAGUCCAGCAGCCGGCCUCACUGACCCAAGGCGGCAGGCGUGAGGCGGAGGGCGCUCGGGCCCUGCCACUGCCCCUCUGUACAUACUGUCCGUUCAUUCCCCCCUUAUCUAUUUAAGAAACCAGACGGAGACGAAUGCCUUUAAUUUUGUAUGUCGGAAAUGCCGAAUGAGAAGCAGCCGGCUGCUCGGGAGCCUGGACCGCCAGUGGCUCCCGGCCCUGCUCUCAGUAACUCCUCCAGUACGGAACUGGCUAUAAAUCUCUAUAAAUAUAGAAUUGCUCUAUUUUUGUGUAAAUGCAGAAUAA
Molecule: messenger RNA, 958 nt
Organism: Apaloderma vittatum (bar-tailed trogon)
Lineage: Eukaryota; Metazoa; Chordata; Aves; Trogoniformes; Trogonidae
Product: uridine-cytidine kinase 2-like
Cellular component (GO): cytosol; cytoplasm
Molecular function (GO): kinase activity; ATP binding
Source: RefSeq, a predicted model, not a curated record